GUAAACUUACCUUUUACUGGUCUCUGACUUCGGUCACGUAGCCUGCCUGCAGCUGCCGGUUUACCGUUUGGGGUUCCGCGUUCCUUGGCCUUUCGCUGACUGCCUGCCCAGUCGCCGGUAAUUUGGAAUAUUAAUUUUGACCAAUUUCCUCAUUGGAGAAUGGCUUUGAACAAACUUAGCAUUGAUGGAAUCGAUUUCAGUGGAAAACGAGCUAUCAUGAGAGUGGACUUCAACGUUCCUCUCAAAGAUGGUAAAAUCACCAACAAUCAGAGGAUCGUUGCAGCCUUGCCAAGCAUCAAGUAUGUCUUGGAUAAAAAUGCUAAAUCGCUGGUUCUGAUGAGUCAUCUUGGUCGGCCAGAUGGUAAGAGACAGGAAGCAUUCACCCUCAAACCGGUGGCUGAAGAACUGAAGAGACUUCUGGGAAAGGAUGUUCAGUUCCUGUCUGACUGUGUUGGUCCUGAAGUGGAAGCUGCCUGUGCUGAUCCUGCCGUGGGAUCCGUUAUCCUGCUGGAAAACUUGAGGUUCCAUCCCGAAGAAGAGGGAAGUGGGAAAGAUGCAGAGGGGAAAAAGGUGAAGGCCAAAGAGGAGGAUGUCGCCGCAUUCCGUGCAUCUCUGUCCAAACUCGGUGAUGUUUACAUCAAUGAUUCAUUUGGGACUGCCCACCGGGCACACAGUUCCAUGGUUGGUGUUGCUCUUCCUCAAAGAGCAGCUGGCUUUCUCAUGAAGAAAGAACUGACUUACUUUGCCAAAGCUUUGGACAUGCCAGAGAGACCCUUCCUGGCCAUCUUAGGAGGAGCCAAGGUGAAGGAUAAAAUCCAGUUGAUUACCAACUUGUUGGACAAAGUCAAUGAGAUGAUUAUUGUUGGUGGGAUGGCCUUCACUUUCCUCAAAGUACUCAAUGGCAUGGAGAUCGGGAGCUCCUUGUUUGAUGAGGAUGGAUCUAAGAUUGUUGGGGAGCUGAUGCAGAAGGCAGAGAGGAAAGGCGUGGCAAUCCACCUGCCAACAGACUUCAUCACGGGCGACAAGUUUGCCGAGCAUGCUCAGGUUGGAUCAGCCACCGUGGAAUCGGGAAUCCCUGCCGGCUGGUUGGGACUUGACUGCGGAGCCAACAGUGUAGCCAAAUUCACAAGUGUUAUUGAGAAAGCUAAAAUCAUUGUAUGGAAUGGACCUGUGGGCGUUUUUGAGUAUGAGAAUUUUGCUUCUGGGACUAAAGCCGUGAUGGAUGCCGUGGUGCUGGCCACACAAAAGGGAACAACAACCAUCAUCGGUGGUGGUGAUACAGCAACCUGCGCAGCUAAAUGGGGCACUGAGGACAAGGUUAGCCACGUCAGCACUGGGGGAGGGGCGAGCCUGGAACUACUGGAAGGUAAGAUACUUCCAGGAGUGGCUGCGUUAAGUGAUGCAUGACUGCCAGGGAGGAUAUCAAAUCUUUGAUGUUAGUAUGAAAGUCAAAACCUCAGUGUGGAUGUGCGUGUAGUUCCUUCCUGGAGGGUAUACAGUUAGACUAUGAUUAGGUGUGGUGAAGCUUCCCUGGCUAGAUACGGUGCUGUUGUCAAUCUUUGAAUAAUUUUCAGAUCAUAUAUCCUCUAGCAGCGUGUUUCUUCAGGGUUGAAGAAAACAUCUCUUUCAUGCGCAAAGUGAUUUACCAUUUGUUUUUUUUUACAGUCAAAUAAGGGAAUGUCUUUCACCAGUGUCAAAAUUAGACUGUCUACAUCUUGAAGUUGGGAAAUUGAAUGAAAAUAUCUCACAACGGGACUGCCAAAAAGUUAGUCAAUUUGAAAAGGACCCCCAAGAGCUUACUUUAUCACAGUAACUUGGACCCAGCUACACGUAGAUCUUGCCAUAGGCUUAUUCGCAUGGAAUCAACAUUACAAGAAACAGGAUAGGGUAUGUCCUUCCUAGUCUCUGUACCCAUUGACCCUUGACCCUCAGUUUAGGGUUUGUUGUGGAUUACCAGCUAGUCAAAUUGUGUUGGUGUGGAAAUUCCCAACAUGCCCUGUAUUCAGGUAUCAGCUACAGAAAAUUACUCGCAUGUUAUUUUGAAAUGAGCAGUUCCUGCUGCAUGGAAGCAACACAUGGAAAGCAAUGAGAAAGUUUCAUUGGAUUUUAAGUGAAGUUGAUCAAAGCAUCGUUAUGUUUGCAUGUCUUUCCUAUUUUAGAAGAUUUGCAAUGUUUCAAACAAACUAAUAUGAGAAUUUUGUAUAAGGCGUGAUUGGUAAAAAAAACUUUGCUCACCCUUCUUUUCAUAGGGCAUAUUCGAAACCCCAUUCUCGUGUUAGACGAACACGAAAACGGGGUUUUGAAUGGGGAGAAUCAACGCGCCAACAUUGUUCGCAAACAAGAUUCUCACUCCCCCACUUGGGGAGUGGAUGGAGACCAUCAAGAAUAAAGAUGGCGGAUAUAAGCACAUGCCUUAAUUUAAUGUUGGUUUUGUUGCGUAAAAUAGAACACACUCACAAUAAGGAAAAUGAAACCCAGGGCAAAUACUCACGGCUCUUGGAGAGAAUUUACCCUGACCAUUUAAUCUGGAUAUUUAGGGAUUUUUAUUUAAUGUGACAUGGUAAAUUUCAUGCCAUCUUUCCAUUUAGUGUCAAAAUGGCGACUGCUAUCUUGACUUUCAGCGCAGCUGCACUCCUUUUGCACGGCGUUCGUAAUCAACUACCCAAGAACACUGUUUUUGUGUUUUGGCAGACUGAGGUUUCAAAUAUGCCCAUAAAUAUUUUAACAUUCUAUCCAAAAGUGAAGGUGUUAAACAAAGCUUUAAUUAAAAGACAAUGUCAGGUACAAGUACAGGCUUAUACGGCCACCAAAAAACAGUACUUGGCUUUUCACCACAAAUUCAAAGAAAACGAGAAAAUGUCAUAUUUUGAAAUUUAUUUUAUUUAUGUUUACAAAAUGAGGGUUUUGUAUAAUCUCAUGUUCCAACUUUUAAAACCUAAUAAUAGUGAAAUCAAAUACAACUGACUGACUGCUAAUGAAAAAAGUUAAAUGUUUAUUGAUUGGAGUGGAAUCCCCACAAACAAGACGUAGAAUCAUGAAUAAAAUUCUCUUCAAUAUAAA
Messenger RNA from Acanthaster planci (crown-of-thorns starfish), 3060 nucleotides. RefSeq names its product phosphoglycerate kinase-like. Lineage: Eukaryota; Metazoa; Echinodermata; Asteroidea; Valvatida; Acanthasteridae. The record is from RefSeq and is a predicted model, not a curated record. Gene Ontology annotation, cellular component: cytosol. Gene Ontology annotation, molecular function: phosphoglycerate kinase activity; ATP binding; ADP binding. Gene Ontology annotation, biological process: glycolytic process; gluconeogenesis.